Molecule: messenger RNA, 877 nt
Organism: Capsella rubella
Lineage: Eukaryota; Viridiplantae; Streptophyta; Magnoliopsida; Brassicales; Brassicaceae
Exons: 2
Coding region: 214-528 (104 amino acids)
Source: RefSeq, a predicted model, not a curated record
AUAUUUUCUUAUUUAAUCCCUCCCUUAUCUACUUUAAUCGGGUUAGUUAUUCGAUAAAUCGGUUUUAUAAAUUACAAUAAUCAAUGUAUAUAAAAAUACAGAAUCCCGUAAAGAAGCCAUUUUUUCAGGAGCAGACGCGUCUUCUUCUUCUUCUUCUUCUUUGGUAAGAAAUCAGAAGCGAAGAAGAGGUCAAAUUCUAUUCGAUCGGAGAAGAUGGGUUGCUUCAGCUGCUUCGACGGAACCCAAAAGCAACAGCGUAAGGAAGAAGAGAGACAAGCCUCCGCCGAAGCUCGCGCCAGAGCCGCCGAGGCUGCCCAGCGACGGAAAGAGCAAUUUGACAAGUCUGCAGCUGGAAGAGCUGCACAAGCUCAAUUACAGCAAAUGGCUAAACAGUCUGCAAAUACUAACAAAGGAGAGCCUGUUCUCAAGGUUUUAUACUUGUUUUUCCUCUAUUUAUUAUUGUGUAUCAUCAUCAUCAUCAAGUUAAAGUUUGCUUAUUUACCUUCUAUGAAUUGCAGUGGCAAAUGACGUAACUAUGAGUCCGGCUUUCAAAAGGAAUCGAAUUGUGAGACUGAUCCAUUGUAAAUUGUGUGCUCUUCAAUGUUUUCAAGACUUGAUCAUAUGAAUGGAAGGCUUAUUUGCUUCCUAAUUUAUCUGAUUAUCUUUUGAAUCCGCUAUAAAAGAAAAAAAACAGGAUCAUGUCCCUGUUUUAUUGUGAGCUCUGGAACUUAUAUCCAAUAAAUAUAAGUUGUUUAGGACAAUGUUAGAAUCUCAAGCCAGGCGAGCUGAUAGCUUUUAGUUUCGGCGGCAUGAGCCUAAGAUUCAUUUAUGCAUGUGUGAUUUAUGGGAAUGUCUUAAGACCUUUUUUUUAGUUCAA